AUGCCGCUCAAGGCCAGCGACAUCUCCAAGGUCCGCAACAAGGACGUGCGGUCGCAGCUCGUCCAGAAGCGCAAGAAGGAGCUCCGACAGGCAAAGCUCAAGCGCCGCAUCGAGCGCAAGGAGGCAGAGGCGCGUGGAGAGCAGGUCGAGAAGGGGAUUCCUCGGACGAUUGAGAACACGCGGGAAUGGCUGGGCGAGGACGACGAGUACGAGGAUGCACGGACACGACCAGCGCCCGUGACGGUCAACGACGAAACGGGCGACGUGACGGUCGACAUGGGUUCCCUCUCGAACCUCUUUCCUACCGCCGCUCCUCCCGAAGCUUCGACCUCCGGCCUUCCUCCGCCUCCUGAACCCAAGGUGCUCAUCACAACGAGCCCGGGAAAGCCGCCUGCGCCGUUCACGAAGGGAUUCCUCGAGGACUUGCAGGCUCUCCUGGGUGGGAAGAAGCGGGCGGACGUCGUCCCCCGCAAGAGCCCCAAGUUUGAGCUGUCGAGGGUUGCGCGGUGGGCGAGGAAGAGGGGCUACGGCGCGAUCAUGGUGGUCGGAGAGGACCACGCCAAGCCGACCACUUUGACCGUCUCUCUGCUUCCCUACGGUCCUACUGCGUGCUUUCGCCUGACCGGCAUCACGCUUUGCAAGGACAUUCCCGGCCACGCCAAGCCGACUUCGCACCCUCCCGAACUCGUCCUGAACCACUUCGCCACUCCCCUCGGUCUCUCUCUCGCCACGCUCCUCUCACAACUCUUCCUCCCACCUUCACACGCCGAGAUCCUCCAACGACAAGGCUUCCAAGGCCGCCAAGUUGUCCUCGCGCAAAACUCGCGCGACUUUGUCUUCAUUCGUCGAUACCGUUACAUGUUUGCGCUCAAGUCUCACCGGCUCGGAAAGACCAAGAAGCGAGUUGAUGUCGCGGCGAUGACGAAUGGGGAUCCGGAGGGCGAGGCGGACGACACGAUCAAGACGAGGUUUCAGGAGAUUGGGCCGCAGUUUACGCUCAAGAUGAGGUGGAUCCGGAGGGGACCGUUGGGAGAGACGGGGGAUGAGCGGACUGCGAGGGAGAAGUACGAGGCUGAGACGGGCGAGCAGGCGGACGAAUUUGGUGCGCAGCCGGAGGGCGACGACGAUGAGGUAUUCGGAGAGGACGGAGAGGGGAUGGACGUUGAGGCAGACGAGGAGCAGGAUGCGGCGGACGAAGACGCGGCGAAGCGGGAGAUCGGACUCGACGUCGCAGACCAAGCCGGCCAGCCCAACUUCCCGGCCGCUCCCGCCUCGACUGACGCCAACGCCGACGCAUCUACCUCAUCCGCCGCACAACCAUCCGCGAACCCGAAGAAGCGACCUCGCGAGAAUCGCGUGCGCAAGAAGCCCUUCCACCCGCUCAACAACCCGCCGCCCGACUCGGAGUCGUCGCCCGAGCCUGAGGAGGUGCCACUCCCCACGAUUGGCAAGAAGAAGAACAAGGAGCUGCAGAGUGCGCUCAGUACGGUCGGCGACACUUGGCAUGCUGGCAAGGGCGAGGGAGGCGUGCGCGAGGGGGCAAAGAAGCGCGAGUGGGAGUGGCAUGCCCGCAUGCAAGUCUCGCGUCGCAAGUUCUUCCUUUGA
Messenger RNA from Rhodotorula toruloides NP11, 1605 nucleotides. RefSeq names its product aminoacyl-tRNA ligase. Gene Ontology annotation, molecular function: rRNA primary transcript binding. Gene Ontology annotation, biological process: maturation of 5.8S rRNA; maturation of LSU-rRNA. Lineage: Eukaryota; Fungi; Basidiomycota; Microbotryomycetes; Sporidiobolales; Sporidiobolaceae. Gene Ontology annotation, cellular component: preribosome, large subunit precursor; nucleolus. The record is from RefSeq and is a predicted model, not a curated record. The coding region runs from base 1 to 1605 and encodes 534 amino acids. The transcript has 5 exons.